AUAUUGUUAUAUAUAAAUAGAUAUAUCGGUAAGUUGUUUUGAUGGUAGAUAUUGUGAAACAAAAGUGAACUAUAUAUUUAUAUUUGAAAAUCAAUGAUAUUAUACUGGGAUAAAACAAAGACAUGAAGGUGAAAAAUAUAUUUUCAAAUCGGAAAAACAAAAAGAAGAAAAAUCUUCAACAAACUUCAUCGGCUGGUGAUGUCAACGCAAGUCAUGGCGACAAGCUAAUUAUAUCUCCAGAUGGUAAUACUUCUGGUAAAGAAAACGAGAUAUUAGACGCAGUGAACAAUAUUAAUUCAGUGACAUCACAGUCACAAGCAGGCGAUAAUGUUGUUGUCCUUCGAUCGAAGGGUAAGAAAGGUUCACGGAAAAGCAGCGACAAAUACGAUCUGGAAAUAACAAAAGACAGAGCUUCUUCAACAUCGUCGAAUAAUUCAGCCAAAGUAAAGUCUCGUCGACCUUGGUCAUUUAUAGAUCAGCUUAGGCGUCAGGAUAGCAGGGAAAGUGCUUACUCGACCUCGUCAUCAGCGCGCACUAGUCAGCUUGUGGAUGAUUUCAUAUCUGUACCACCCGCGCGUCACGAGGAAGAACUGCUUGUAGGCGACUCACCGGCAUUAACAAGGAAACAACGAAGAGCAAGGGACUCUGGGGCGUGUACUUUACCUCGCUCUCUGACACCUGAACGAUUUGAGCAGGUCUCGACGGCAGGCGGAAGAAAGAGUGCGGAUGGAAAUCAAGAUUACGCAACCAAAAGACGAACGAUGGACUUUCGUUUCUUUAAUUUUUUCAAGAGGUCGUCUUCUGGAGAUUCGGCACCUUCAGAGGGUAGCUUGCCUUCAAAUUCUGGGAGGUCAUCUCUUCGAGCCAAAAACAAAGGUAAAAAGAAAGGAAGCAAAAAGAAGCGCGAACCCGAAGAUUUCAAUCAAAGUCACCCAGAAUUCAACUCCCGCAUGAGGAGUUUUAGCGAUACUUCACAAACGAUCACAAAUUUGGACGACGAAACACAAAUACCACCUCCCGGACUUUACGAUAGCGACCCGAAACUUAAUUAUUUAGACGAACGCCCAGAGCCUGACCCAACUGACAAAAGAGUACCAAUUAAUGGGGAGCCGGCUUUCUAUCUGGGUGAUAACACUUCUAAAUCUUCGUUCCAAGAGGCCAAAGGAAAUAAUUUAUCUCGGAAAUAUAUGCGCAGAUCGGAUCCGACUUCCAGCCACAGCAUAUUGAGAAGUCAAACUUCAGAUACAAGCUCCUUAAAUUUGGUACGUUCUACUUCUAAUUCUACGGAAUCGUCUUCAAGACGAUCCAGUACCGUUUGCGAGCCAAGAGAUUCCCCUCUCCCCGAGGAUUCUAUAGCUAGCUUCGAUAGCUCCGCCCUUUUAGCUGCAAGAGCUAAGAAAAUUCACAUGUCCGGUUCUGUACCGCAAAUUCCUAAUCGACUUCAAAAUCAAAGGGUGCAAAGGGCGUUAUCUAAUGAGAUGCCACAAGAAACUGUACCUGACUUCAUUGUGCAGGCGCGAUGUAGUCAGAGCGUAUCUAAUCUUACUGUAGGGAGCAUCCAACCCCAGAUAUCAAUACCCAGGUCAUCUUCAGAUGCCGACAAACCGAAAAAUGGAAGAAGGCUUCCCACGCCUUCACCUCAUCAACAAAAGCAGGACAAAGAUAAUGCUCUCCGUGCAGAGAACAUGAGCACUAGUGCGGAUUUUAUCGCGCCCCCUUCACCAGUAUUACGAGCCAUAGGCUAUCCGCCUGUAGUGUUUAGGCGUAAAAACCAUAAACGAAAUAAUCAAAGACCAAAUUCUGCAUACGCCGAUCAAAGAACUCAACACGUUUUAUCACUCAACAUGGAAGACCUCCCUACUUAUUCCAGAAUGUGGCAUGAAAUGACAAAAAAUGGAAGCCAAUUUCCCUCAUCUGAAGAUAUUUUAGCCGUUCGCGAAAGUGCUGCUUCUACCAAAAGGGGAUCCGGCGGUUCCCAAUACGGCAACACAGCUAGCAGCCGGGCCAGACGCAGGGGUGCCACUUUGUCCGCCUAUGGUCAACGAGCGUCAAUGGGAUUUUCAGUUGCUGCAAGCGUCGACGACCUGGACUCAUUAUCUACUAGUACAUACGGAUCCAAGCAAUCACUAUCGGAUCUACCACGUAUGGACGACGACGAAUUACUAAAUGCGUUUUUAGCAAGAAGCCACGCAUCAACACAUACUUCAUCAGGCAACCUUCGUCAUCAGGAGCCAAGUUCCAAAAGAGCGAAAGCGAUCAGAAAAUCUGUAGUCUCCCUAGCAAAUCUAAUUUCGCCGGGAAAACCAAAUCAGAAAAGCAGCAGCAAGUUACAGCGUUCAUCCAGCUUUAAGGAAUCUGGUUCCGCGGUGUCUUCCAGUACUGCCGCCGUCGCCUCUUUCAAACCUUAUCGACCACCUUCAAACACACCAAAUAAAUUGAAAAAUAAUCGUAGAAGUAAAUUAUGGUGCGAAACAUUCGAUCACACGGGAUUAAACGAAAGACAAAUCAAAUGGCAAGAAGCAAUAUUCGAAUUGUAUCAAGGCGAAAGAGAUUUGGUACAAGAUUUAACCAUGGCAAAACAGACCUAUCGUGAUUCCAUGGUUACCCUGAAAAUGCUUUCCGAUGAAGAAGUCACUUUGAUAUUCGGUAAAUUGGGAUGUCUACUCCCUCUGCACGAGGAGUUACUCAAUAAACUUGAACAAGCGAGGGGAGAAGAUGGGAGAACAUUGUCCAUAGGAUAUAUCUUCGUUGAAUGGUUCCCACGAAUUUCAACCGCCUACCGGGAAUAUUGUGCCAACCAGGCAGACGCAAAGUACGCUCUGGACGCCGCUGUCGAAAGGGAUGCCAGAGUGAGAGACUUCUUGCAGAGGUGUUUGGAGUCGCCAUUCAGUCGAAAACUAGAUUUAUGGUCUUAUCUCGACCUCCCGAGAACGAGACUCGUCAAAUAUCCUCUGCUGUUACAAAAUGUGCUCAAAAGAACUCCGGGAGAUAUGCAAGAGGAGAGGACCAAUUUGGACAAAGUGAUGGAGAUAAUCGGAGAAAUUAUUGAACGAGUUGACGAAACAACAGGCGAACAACAAUGCAGAUACAUAAGAUCAAAACUUGAAUACCUCGACGACAAGCACAAGUCUUCCUUCGUAGAUAACAGUCGUCUUAUGUUAUGCUCAGGACAAUUGAAAAACAAUCGUGGAACGAAAAUGCACGUCUUCCUGUUCGAAGAGGCUUUCGUCUUGACUCGUCAAACGACACGCAGUAACAAGAUUUCCUACCAAGUAUACAGACCACCUCUGCCCUUGCGUAGUUUGAUAGUGGACGCAAACGAAGGCGAAAAACUUAGUGGAUCCUUCAGAGGAGGCAUCUUGAGCUCAGAAAAAGUGAAACACUCAUUCCGCGUGAAGUCAGAAGAAUUAAACGUGUCAUAUACUCUGCAAGCAUCGGAAGAACACGACAGAAAACAAUGGAUAAACGCUAUCCAAGAAGCACUAACAAAAUACAAAGCGAAACAUCCCGAUGCACCGGAGAUAUUGGCGACGCAAAUUUCGAGAAGGCGGGCGACCUAUGACCCUUCGAGCAACGGUGGCAAAAAACAAACGGCUAGAGCAGUUUUGAGAUCGUCCUCGGACAAAAGUAACAGGAGUAUAGCCAGUUCGACAGAUAAGAGUUCUUUGCAAGAGGAAUCGCAGGAAGAAGAUGUUUCAACGACUUCGGAUGAAAUGGGACCUUGGGGUCGCACCAGGAGUCAAACCGUUAACCCGUCGAUUCUCGCUUCCAAAAGCGGCUCAUCCAUUUCAAGAAAGUCAUCAGGAUCUUCCACGAAAAGUGAUAAAUCGACGAAGCAAAAGCAAAAGGAAAGUAAAAAGGAGCUCGACACACAAAAACUGAAAGAAAAGUUGAAGGGGCUAGAACUCGACAAAGACGGUCCACCAUCACCUCUGCGCACCAGUUUCAAAAAGAAAUCUGGAAUAUCAAGGCAUUUCAGUCUUUCUGGUGCCGACAAAUCAGCAAAACCCGUAAUCAGGACAAGAAGUAACGAUGAUGUGGGAAAAGAGAGAAACAAAUGCCAGCGUAGUAGAAGUUUAACAUCUUCUCCGCAGAUGACUAAAUCUACCGCUUCCCGUUUCGGCUCUAAAAAGCACAGUCAAGAUAAGAUUCGCUCAAGUAGUUUAGCGGUGCCCAACUCAGCGAAACCACCUAUUGGACCAACUUCAUCGCCGUAUUCUGUCAGACGAACACCAAGUUUCAACUCGCAGUCAAUCCACGAGGCGCAAUCCACACCUAACUUAACAGCAUUAGCCAGAAGUACGUCGUUCACAUCGAGAAGGUCUUCCACCAGACUGAAUCAACUAGCAGGACAAAAUAAUUGCAGCAGCGUUGGCAAUUUGAGAAAAGGUCUUGGUGGAAAUUCAACGUCAGAAUUGCGUAGUUCCUCUGUCGAAAGAAGGGCGGAGGAAGCGAAAUUAUUACGCAGAGUUCGAAGUCAGGAAAAACCAUCAAGUGAAGGUGAUCAGCCUGAACCAACUGUUCCUUUGUCGCAUGAAUCCGAAUCUACAAGUUCCGACAAAAAUAUCACAGAGGUCGAAGAAACAUCGGCACCCGAAGCGAAAUUUGCAUUGCCAAGAGGUGUUUCGAAUCUUUUACCUAAGUCUGACAUCGCCAUUGUUUGCACACCAGCUACUCCAAAAGACUCUCCCGUGGUUAAAAAUAAGCACGAAGAGGAAGUUGAUGCGUCGAGUACUGUAGAUGAGAUUUUAACAAUCACUGUUCCCGUGGAAGGCGAUGAAACCGUGGUUGAAGAUAACGAAAUUAUAGCCACAAAUGAUGAUUUACAUUCGAGGCAAAAUGCUGUCGAAGAAGAUAUCACUACGAACCAAUCACAUCACUGCGAAACUUGUGAAAAUCCCGAAGUAAAUGGAGACAAAGCCGAUGACGACAUCACAAUUGAAAAAUCUGAACCAAAAGUUGCCGAAUCACAGGAAAAUGACGCCAUCUCCACAAGCGAAGACCAGGAACAUUCCGAUGACAUCGCACCAGCAGCGGACGACGUUACUGAUGCUCAGUCAAUAGACGAACUUAUGGAAGAAUAUCAGGAUUCCGCCGAAGUAGCACUUCCAGCGCAAAACAACGAGGGUGACCUGAUUUCUUUCAAGAAUGAAUCAGAAAUAGACGAAACAACGGAAGAAAUGAACGAGAAAGAUGAGAAUGUUUGUGAAAGAAAUACUCAAGAUGAGAAAGAUUUAGAAGCCGAAGCUCCUGUAGAGGCUGAAAAUAACGAAUGUAAUCUGGAGAGGGAAACUGUUGAUUAUGAAGGAAUUGGAAACGAUGAAGCACUCAGUGAAUUCGUACUUGAGACGGAGCCUUGUCUCUCUCAGGAUAUUCCAGCGAAUUCUACUCAAGAUGAGGAUGUUGUUAUGAAAGACCAGGAGGAAUGUAUUACUACAAAAAAGGAAGUUGAAGAUUGUCAAUCGAUGGAUGAUAAUUUUCUUCAAGAUGUAGAGAUGGAAGAGGAAAUUCAAGAAAUUGCUCAAGAUCAUGUUGAAGACGUUUCCCAUGAAGAAGUUACUCAAGUUGAGGAUGUUCCAAAAGAAGAAUCUGCUCAAGUUGAGGAUGUUUCGAAAGAUUUAUCUACUCAAGUUGAGGAGGUUUCAGAAGAAGGAUCUACUCAAGUUGAAAAUGUUUCGGAAGAAGAAUCCACUCAAGUUGAAAAUGUUCAUAAGGAAGAAUCUCAAGUGGAAGACAUUGUGCAUGGUGAAUCUACUCAAGUCGAGGCUGAGGAAGCAAGUGAUACUUUAGAAGUUGAGCACUCAAAUACCGAAAAUACUAUUCAGGAACCUACCGUCAUUAAUGAUUCUGUGAUCGAAUCAGAAAUUACCACAGAAUUACAUGAACAUGACCAAGUCAUUUUAGAAGACGAAUUAAUGGAAUAUGCAAGCGAUGACCCCGUUGUCGUCUGCCAAACCGAGAGCUGUGAUAUAGAAAAUAACAACGUUGAACAAUCCGACGAUAUAUCUAUUCCCGUUAAUAAAAUCGACGGUUGCUCCAAAAAUAAUGAUAUGGAAACCGAUACGGUUAACUGCUGUAGGACUGAAAUUUCAGACGAAAACAUGAACCAAAUGCAAAAUUUGCAAGCUAGCGUCUGAUGAUUAUUAUUUUAUUUAUCUUUUCUGCGAUUUUUUCGGUUUCUAAGCUUGUCACGUGAUCAAAUUCAUUCGAGCGUGGUUGUAUGACAAGAUUAGGACCGAAUCGAAUUUUAAAUAAGCUAAUUUUUUUUCCUCGUUAGUUCCGAGAUUUUUUGCCAUUAAGGUCGAUUCUCCGCCGGACGGUUGACCUUAAAUUUUGUUUUGUUUUUUUCUUGCUAAUUCUCGAUUCUUAUUCCCUGAUUUUUAUUUUAACUAUUCACGCGAUUGUACUUUUUUCGGUUUAACAAUUUUUAUUAUUAUUCCUGUCGCUUAUCACUCUUAAUAUUAUUCUUAUUAUCAAUUUGGCAUCAUAUUAAAAAGGGUAUGCAACAUUUUUACGGUAUGUUAUAUAACUCCACCUUAUUUUUUUUGUGCGACAAAAAAAGUCGCCUUUUAUUUUUAUCAUCAAGUGUUACUGCAAACCCGAAUUAUUUUCCUUCUUCCGAUCGUUUAUCCAGUUACCAUAGCUGAGAGUUUUCAGCCAAUGUCGAUAUUUUCAGUUCAGUAUGAUGUAUUCUUCAUGUAGCUUCAUGCACUCGCUAUUCAACCUUAUCUAUCAUUCGCACAAUUUGGGAGUGGCGAUUUUUGCAUGAUUUGUGACUGGCUGUCACAAUUAGUUCACGUAGAUUCCAAUUAUUUCUUUUUAUGAAAUGGAUUAUCACGUGGUCACAGCUCAACAUGUUCUUCCCGUAUAUGUUUUGAACUGUUGAAUAAGCACAUUUUGUCGCACUAGAACCAAAUUAGCUUAUGUAAACAUUUUUGGUUUAUUUUGAAAAAAAAAAAUUUUUCUUGUAAUAGUGUGGUUCUAACAGCUUAACCUAAUAAUUGACAUAAGGCACUGCCUGAAAUAAAACUAAAAUAGUUAAAGAUUGUAUUUAAAUGAAGCUUUACCAUUUCGUUAGAUUCAAUUUUAAAAACUUAUAAUAAAAAGUAGAUGUGACUGAGGAAUAUUUCAUUAACUCUAUAUUAAUGCCUGAAAAGUAUUCAUUAUUUAUCGUAUCUUUCUCCGUCUCCGUCCAAUAUUUCUUUUCGAAUCUAUCCUAAUGGACAUGGAAUGUUUCGAUUCAGAAGCCACACAACGUGCCUCGACAAAUGUGGGACAAAACUCCAUAUGGAUUAGAAUGUUGAUUUUGUUUGCGUGGCGUGGCCUUCCAUUAGUCCCUGUCCUUUGAAUAUUUUUAUAUUUCUAGAAUUUUUCGUAUUUGAAAUAAAAUGUGAAAUGAAAUUUC
This is a messenger RNA of Styela clava, 7405 nucleotides long. RefSeq lists its product as uncharacterized. Gene Ontology annotation, molecular function: guanyl-nucleotide exchange factor activity. Lineage: Eukaryota; Metazoa; Chordata; Ascidiacea; Stolidobranchia; Styelidae. The record is from RefSeq and is a predicted model, not a curated record. Gene Ontology annotation, biological process: intracellular signal transduction; positive regulation of Rho protein signal transduction.